This is a messenger RNA of Helobdella robusta, 2262 nucleotides long. RefSeq lists its product as hypothetical. The coding region runs from base 1 to 2262 and encodes 753 amino acids. Gene Ontology annotation, molecular function: protein binding; transmembrane signaling receptor activity. The record is from RefSeq and is a predicted model, not a curated record. NCBI's taxonomy places the organism in Eukaryota, Metazoa, Annelida, Clitellata, Rhynchobdellida, Glossiphoniidae. Gene Ontology annotation, biological process: immune response; toll-like receptor signaling pathway. Gene Ontology annotation, cellular component: membrane. The transcript is spliced from 2 exons.
AUGGAAAAUCUAAUAACUACUGAAAAGAUUGCGGGGAAAAGAAAUCGCGGUCAACAACGAAUAACAUUCGUGAAGUCCUUGUGUCACUUGUUGAAACAACUAAUAAAAAGUGUUAAAGAUCGGUUUUUUGGAGCGAAUUCGAGUGAACUCUGUUCAUCAUCGGCGUUUCAGACGUGCAUCAACUGCCAGAUAGACGAGACGUCGAUUCGUUUGGAUGGCUGCAUGAGGCAGCAGUGUCAGGAUGUCUCGUUGCAAAACCGUCAGAAAUAUAAUUUCCAGAAUGAGCUUUCUGAAGUUUUGAAAAUAAAAAGUCGUGUGACCUCUUUAGUCGUAACGAACUCUCCGUUAAGUGAAAUUCCUUCAAUGAUUUGUUCUCUCUCAAAUAUUUUGGACCUUUCGAUUGAUAGCUCAUGUUUGAAAGUUCUUCCAGAUGGUUGCAUCAACAAGCUCAAAACAUUGAGAAAGUUAUCUCUUCAAAAUAAUCAAAUCGAAUAUUUGCAAAAAGGUCUGUUUGACGGACUGAACGAUCUUGAAGAGAUUAUUUUAAAGAACAACAAAAUCAGCUCAGUUCACGAUGAUGUGUUUUCAAACGAAACUGAUCUUCUAUCACUGAAAAAGAUAGAUUUGAGUUUUAAUUCGCUAACGAAUGUAGAUGCCUGGGUUUUCGUCAGAGCAAUGUCUGGACAUGAGACCAUUGUUGAUCUCGAUAGCAACAACAUUUCCAACUUUUCAAAUCGGAAAAAAUGGUUCUUCACGUGCAAAAAGUACAACAAAAGGUUUUUAUCUCACCAGUUAAAUUUAGACAACAAUCAGUUGAAACAUAUCACUGACUUAGCGAUAUACUUUCCUGCUCUAACGGAUACGUUGUGCUUCUUCGGUCGUAGGACCUACACAAAAGUUGAAAUUGGCUUAUACAACAACCCGAUAAAAUGUGAUUGCGUUGAUUACAAGGUGAUAACGAUUACCAGGAGUUUAUUCCAAUCGAUAUUCGACGGUGUUCAUUGUCAAAAACGUUUCCAGCCGAUUCCUAUAAAGUUCAUGGUCAUCCCAGUAGAAGAACUCCAAUGUGACAUGGAUCAGUGCACAGAUGGAUGCGCAUGUAAGGAAAUCCCAUUUUAUAAGAGCAUGUACAUCAACUGCAACUUCAAUCACAUGUCCAAUCUGCCAGUGAUGUUGCCUGUGAAAACAAAAACCUGGAACUUUUCAAUGUUUCACUACAAUUUAACGUUCAGUCACAAUUCAAUUGAAACGAUCGACGAACGAUUUUAUUUCAACAACACGGUUGUAUUGGAUCUGAGCUACAACAAAAUCACAAAAAUAGAUCUCCAAGUCUUCAAAUCUCUCAAAGUUUUACAAGAGUUACAUUUGCAUUCAAACUUCCUGACUACUGUACCAAGAGAUUUUUUGAAGAACGAUUCUCGCAUGCUGAAGCACAUCAGCCUACACAACAACUCGUGGGAUUGUUCUUGCGGAAAUAAAUGGUUGAAGCAAUGGAUGAUGAACUUAUGGAACCAAAGUAUCACUCUGCUGACACCUGACAGCGUUCUAUGCAGGACACCAGGCUCACUUUCUGGACGCAGCUUAUUCUCCGUAAGCGAGGAGGAGUUUUGCCCAAAACCCAGCAGGUUACUCAUCAGUUUGUUAAUCCCACUCCUCACUGGAGUGUUGCUUUUAUUAGCUCUGUUUGUGUUGAUUAAAAAAUUUAAAGUAGAGUUGAACACAUAUCUGAACAUCCAUCUGCUCGAUAGAGAUGAAUGCAUAGGUGAGAACAUGAUAUACGAUGCAUUCGUCAGCUGCUCCUAUUCAGACCGCAGGAGAGGAAUUGAACUGGUCCGUCUGAUGGAAGGCAAAGGUUACCACGUCUGCUAUCAUGAAAAAGAUUUCAUCGGCGGUCAGUCAAUCGCCGCCAACAUCGUCGAAGCAAUAACGUUCAGUAAAAGAGUCGUUUGUCUUCUGACGUCCAAUUUCCUCAAAAGUACCUACUGCAUGUUUGAAUUUCAGACAUCUCUGCACAGAAAUAUCGAACUGAAACGCAAGAGGUUAAUAGUUUUGUUGGAUGAAUCAGUUGAGGUGGAUGAGGACGUGCUGCCGAAUGAUGUCCACAACUUCCUGACGACGCACACCUACAUCGAGCUGUCGAGUAACAAGUGGACCCAUCAGCUCUUCUACAGUCUUCCUCUCAACCCCAUACAAUUGAAAGUCGUUCACCAAGAUACGGAUUACUCUGUGGCAUCAGACGAUGUAUCUCUCAUAACUAUAUAA